CUGUGAUGACAAGAGCACGAAUCACGUCCGGCUCUUCUAACCGAGAGUAAUAGCUCAAGCAAGGCACACUGUUUCUAUUUGUGAUAAGUUCCCCGGUCGAUCUCUGCCGUUGAAAGAAAGGCUAUAGAGCUAACUCAAUUGCCACCGUGAUGUAUAAAGCUAAAGUACCGUUUUAGCCGACCAAAAAUCCCUUUGUCGUAAGUCUGAUAUGAUGCAGUAACACUGAUGCGCCACUAUCUGUUCAUGUAUGUACCCCAACAUCCAUUCUAGGGCCUUGCUCCACUACACAGCUCGGAAAAUAUAUUUCCUAAAAUGUGAUAGGGCAAUGAAUAGCCGGGAAAUGGUUGAUCGGCUUAUUGGGAAUGGUUUCAGCCCCUUGCAUAGAAGCUCGGCAAUGCCUUGCUUGACUUGAAAGCCUUAUCAUAACAUGCGUUAAAGUAUAGAUCAUCCAAGCUUUCAUGGUUUCGUUGGAUACUUUGUACUUCCGAGGGAAAG
Molecule: messenger RNA, 495 nt
Organism: Aspergillus pseudonomiae
Lineage: Eukaryota; Fungi; Ascomycota; Eurotiomycetes; Eurotiales; Aspergillaceae
Exons: 1
Coding region: 248-412 (54 amino acids)
Source: RefSeq, a predicted model, not a curated record